AUAUCAUUUUAUCGGGGAACAGAAAGCGUUGACUUUGAAGGAAUAUAUGCACAUAAUUUCCCUCCUGCGCUCCGUCUUCCGGAAAUGUUAAUCACGAGGAGUCUUCCUGCACACCUUCAUCCAUGCCUCCUCCGCCUCCUCCUCCUCGCCGUCGCCGCCCUCUCGGAGAUCGUCCCCGUGGCCCGUGGCGAUGUCGGCACGGCUUCUCACUACAGCCCUCCAUACCAACCGACGGAAUGCUAUGGUGGGGACCCGUCGCAGUUCCCGUCGAGCAACUUCUUCGCGGCGGCGGGGGACGGGGUGUGGGACAACGGGGCGUCGUGCGGGAGGCAGUACCUGGUGCGGUGCAUCAGCGCGUCGGAGUCCGGCACCUGCGUCCCCGGACGCACCAUCCAGAUCAAGAUCGUGGACUACGCCCUCUCGACCACGUCCGCGGUCGCCGCCUCCACGCAGUCCGCCCCCGGCGCCACCUUGGUCAUGUCUCAGACAGCUUUCGGAGCCAUUGCCAAUUCGUCCGUGGCUUCCAUCAACGUCGAGUUUCAGCAGGUCUGAUACGGCUCGAUCUUGAAGAAUGAUGAAGCCCGAAGGAACCCAGUGGAUUGUUUUGAUUGGUAGUUGAAAGUUGUUCCCUUUUUUUUUUUAUUUGCACAUGUUUGUCUCUUUUUUGUUUUUGGUCAAUUUUCCACAAUUGCACGUCAGGUUCACGUGCGUGUCGAUCAAAGAGAGGGACAGGAUUUUCAUGCGUGAGAAGGUCGGGGCGUGAACUUCGAGGAGGCUUCCUCGGAUUUGGGGAAGGCUGCUGGUCCCCCACGGUUUUCGGUGAAAAAGGGUGGGGAGUAAUUAUCGCAACCUAA
Messenger RNA from Rhodamnia argentea, 854 nucleotides. RefSeq names its product EG45-like domain containing protein. The record is from RefSeq and is a predicted model, not a curated record. Lineage: Eukaryota; Viridiplantae; Streptophyta; Magnoliopsida; Myrtales; Myrtaceae. The transcript has 3 exons. Bases 85 to 552 code for a protein of 155 amino acids.